AUGAAUAUGAUAUAUGGAGAUUUGUCGGAAAACGAGAAGGCUUUGCAGGUGGCUGCGACUCAUCCGCGGGACGGACAUAAACACGAGAAGCUGGAAUGGCGGGCAAAAAUGAUGGAGAUGAUAGCGCUGAUGAGAAGGAAAGGAUGGGAGAAGCGAGAAGUCGUCGACCGUCGCAAUCUUCGUCUCGAAUCUUCGGGUGUUUUUGAUGGCGCGCCGCUAUUUCCGAUGGCUAUCGCCUCGAGUUUUCCGCAGUUUUUCUUCUCUUUGCACCCCAAUUUUAGACCAAGGGUGGAGAUGGUUAGUAUUUUCCUAGAGUCUCUCCGUUGA
Caenorhabditis auriculariae is the source of this 327-nucleotide messenger RNA. The record is from the annotation of a GenBank genome assembly. NCBI's taxonomy places the organism in Eukaryota, Metazoa, Nematoda, Chromadorea, Rhabditida, Rhabditidae.